Messenger RNA from Cyprinus carpio (common carp), 4285 nucleotides. It is a transcript of the gene cyp26b1, whose product is annotated as cytochrome P450 26B1. The transcript has 7 exons. The coding region runs from base 1083 to 2618 and encodes 511 amino acids. Lineage: Eukaryota; Metazoa; Chordata; Actinopteri; Cypriniformes; Cyprinidae. Gene Ontology annotation, molecular function: iron ion binding; monooxygenase activity; oxidoreductase activity, acting on paired donors, with incorporation or reduction of molecular oxygen. Gene Ontology annotation, biological process: sterol metabolic process. The record is from RefSeq and is a predicted model, not a curated record.
CUGGCAUUUUAUGCUGGUCGUCCACGGAUAACGGUGACUUCACAUCCAGUGUGAGUUCAAGAUGACUUAGUCACAUUCAUUCAUUGAGUAUGUUAUUUAACCUUUUUCAAGCUAAGGACCUCUCAAAGGAUAGAAAAAAGGAACGGGGACCUCCUGAGUAUCACAUUUUAAGCCUGACCUAAAAUACCACACAUAUGGUACAAAAAUACGGUCCCGCACGCUCCAGCGCCCGGCUCGUUCACUUUUCACCCCGCCUCAGUUCUGUGGGGUGGGGUAAGGGGGGAGCCGCUUGCACCCUGGCCGAAUGCCGCCUCACUGCCUCCGCUAUAUAAACACACAUUGGAAGCUCGCUGUGCGACUCGAACUCACAUUGAGAAACUGUAUGUGAAGAGAGAGAGCUAGAGCGCAAGAGAGAGGUAGAGAGUGAAACUGCAUCAGAAAACGGGCUAGCGAGACGCACUACAGUCAUCUGAAGAUUUUUACUGCUCAUAGGCAUCAAACUUCGGAGGAUAAUUUCUUUCAUUUAUUUCUGCGUCUUCCUUAUGACCAUUUAUUGAUCUCAGUACAUUUAAAAAAUUUAUAUCGAGCUUUCCUGUAAGAUUUUUUUUUUAAAUAACUUAAAACAUUUUUUUUUUCAAAAAGUAACUUAAAGCUAUUUUUUAAACAAGAGUUUGGAAUUUAGAACAUAAUUUCUAAAUCAACUUUCAAGUUUUACAAGUUCACGCCAAAUUUACAUUUUAAAAGUUAAAUAUUGAAUCUAGAAUUCACGGGAAUAUUGGAAAGCGAUUUGCAUAUUUUAAAAUGAUAUACAAACAUUUAAAUUCGCUUUGUAAUAUCCAGUAUUCUGUUAAUUAAACACUUCAAUUUAUUCAUUUACUUUUCGUUACAAAUCGUUGUUGCGUUGCCUUUUGGUGAGAGAUAUUCUUCUCAGUUAUUUUUGCUUUUCAGUAUAGGCUAAUUGUAGCAGCAAAUCAUAUAUAACUCAUAUAUAAGUCACCUCAUAUACUCCCGAGAAGGCUUAACCACUGUAGUGCUCAUCACUCUAAAGAAAUAUUUGAGACAAGUCCCGGACCUUCACAGCCAUGCUCUUCGAGAGUUUUGACCUUGUCUCGGCGCUGGCGACGCUGGCUGCGUGUUUAGUGUCUAUGGCACUUCUUCUGGCCGUGUCCCAGCAACUCUGGCAGCUGAGAUGGACCGCAACACGGGACAAGAGCUGCAAGCUGCCUAUGCCCAAGGGCUCCAUGGGGUUCCCCAUCAUUGGAGAAACAUGCCACUGGUUCUUUCAGGGCGCAGGUUUCCAUGCGUCAAGGAGGCAGAAGUAUGGGAACGUAUUCAAGACUCACCUGCUGGGACGGCCGCUCAUCCGGGUCACAGGGGCAGAGAAUGUACGUAAGGUCCUGAUGGGAGAGCACAGCCUGGUCACUGUGGAUUGGCCCCAAAGCACCAGCACUCUACUGGGUCCCAACAGUCUGGCCAACUCUAUAGGAGACAUCCACCGCAAAAGGAGAAAGAUCUUUGCUAAAGUCUUCAGUCAUGAGGCUCUGGAGAGCUACCUGCCCAAGAUCCAGCAGGUCAUUCAGGAGUCCCUGCGGGUGUGGAGCUCCAAUCCUGACCCUAUCAACGUUUAUCGAGAGUCCCAGCGGCUCUCCUUCCAUAUGGCAGUGCGUGUGCUCCUGGGUUUCCGCGUCUCUGAAGAGGAGAUGCACUGUCUUUUCCACACUUUCCAGGAUUUUGUGGAGAAUGUUUUUAGCCUUCCCAUCGACCUGCCAUUUAGUGGCUAUAGGAAGGGUAUUCGUGCAAGAGACACACUCCAGAAAUGCAUAGAAAAAGCCAUCAGAGAGAAACCACUCCACACCCAGGGGAAAGAUUACACUGAUGCUCUCGAUGUGCUUUUAGAGAGCGCCAAGGAGAACAACACAGAGCUUACGAUGCAGGAGCUCAAGGAGUCCACUAUUGAGCUGAUCUUCGCUGCUUUUGCCACAACAGCCAGUGCCAGCACGUCUCUGAUCAUGCAGCUGCUGCGGCACCCUGCGGUGCUGGAGAAGCUGCGUGAGGAGCUGCGGAGUUGUGGCCUGCUGCAUGACGGCUGUCUGUGCCAGGGAGAACUGCGACUGGACAGCAUCAUUAGCCUCAAGUACCUGGACUGUGUGAUCAAAGAGGUCCUGCGUCUGUUUGCCCCCGUGUCCGGAGGUUACCGCAUUGCCACGCAGACCUUUGAGCUGGAUGGUGUACAGGUACCCAAAGGUUGGAGUGUUAUGUACAGCAUCCGUGACACCCACGACACCUCAGCUGUGUUCAAGGACGUGGAGGCCUUCGAUCCGGACAGGUUCAGCCCAGAGCGAAACGAGGAUCGUGAGGGCCGCUUCCACUACCUGCCCUUCGGCGGUGGCGUUCGCUCCUGCCUCGGCAAGCAGCUGGCCACUCUCUUCCUCAAACUCCUAGCCGUGGAGCUCGCGGGAGGGAGUCGCUUCGAACUGGCCACGCGGACAUUCCCGCGCUUGAUUUCGGUCCCCGUGGUGCACCCCACCGAUGGCCUCCUUGUAAAAUUCUUCGGCCUUGACUCCAACCAGAACCAGAUCAUGGCCAAGUCCAACGAGAUGUUGGAUGCCACCGUGUGACAGACUUCAUACCUUGAGCAGUCACCUGAAGUUGAAAAGACUCUCAUUUGCCAAAAAUGUAUAGUCUAUCAUUUGUAAAGAAGUAUAUCAUAAAUAUAUAAAUUUAACUAAACGUAUUGCUACAUCAGGAGAGCACAAGAGGAAGGUUUCAGAAAAGAAGAGGUGAAAGACACAGUCAUAUAAGCCGAUGUAGAUGUCACAGGGUCUUGAGAUGAGAACUUUUGUGUGACGUGGAUGCUGAAUUCAUGUAUAUGUAUAUACAGUAUGUGUGUCCUUUGUGUGUGUGUUUAAAUACGUGUUUUUUCUUGUGUGCCUGUUUGCGUGCGUGGACAGGUUGUUUUCAGCUAAGGUAUUAGGAGUUAGAGUAGGCAGUGUAAACUAGAAUGAAUGGGAGGAUUGUGUAAUUUACUCAGGUGUGUUAGCAGUACAGAAGGAGCUUUCAGACUAACCCAGUACUUGUUAUACAUGCUCUGUACAUAAGUGACAAUUCAUAAUAUUCUUUUUAAGAGAGCAUGAAAAAGAGGCGAGAAAUGAAGAGAGAUAUAUCUAGACAGAGACUAUAAGAGAAAAGUAACCUUUGCAGGCUCUCAAAACAAGCUAUAGAGGGAAUGAGGGACUCAUUCCUGCUGCAGAUGUUAUAUUUGAUGUCACAAGACAUGUAUGAAAAAAAAUCAAGUCAACUGUCGUAUAUGCUGCUUUGGGAGACGCUUUUUAUUUAUAUGAUGGAGCAGAGUGCCAACUGACCUCUGCAAAGAGGAACGCUUCUCUUUUUUUCCUGCUGCUCCACAUCAAUAUACGAAGAAAUUAUACUGAACAUACAGUAGAUGAUGGUGGAACUGAUUGGACAAUCAUCAGUCAGUAACUCUAUAUACCACCAAUCAGGAGAGUUUUCUCAAGACGCCUCUGAAGGGACUUUAAAGGCGGUUGGGCGAGAGGCACUAGGACUCUAGGCAACCUGACGAGGGUUCUUCCUUCACUUUCUCUACAGGACUUUUCUUUGAUAAAAUAUGCCACUGAUCUUUUUUAUGAAUUAAUGUCUGCUGCUUUCAAUGUACCAUUUUCUAACAGAGAGUAGAUUGCUAUACCUUCAGCUUCAGUACAGUUUUGCUAUUUCUAAGCAAAUGCUGUGAGAGCAAGAGGGAUUUCACCUAUUAGUAAGCCAUGGGUAAAGCAUAUUUGCAUCGUCUAAUAUCCUAAUAUUCUUGCUAUUAAUAUUAUUAUUAUUGUUGUAAUAAAUCUUAUUUUAAGUGCUAUUUUUGUUAUAUUUCAGAAUAGAGUUCUAGUAUAAGUCUGUUGGUAAAUACUGUUCUAUUUAGAAUGAUAUGGAUUUCAGUUAUACUGUAUUGUACACAGUGUUUAAAUGUUAAUAUGGUUUUAUGGUAUUUUAAUAUUAUAAUUUUUGGUUAUCAUUAUUAUCAUUGCAUUUAGUUAAUAUUAAUAAACAGAAGCACUUGCGAGGUAUGUUUAUUUUGAGUGCCAUUUGACUACAUGUUCUAUUAUUUUGUUGAUUGUUGAGUUUGUCUGUACAUAUAUUUUAUUCCUUUUUACAAAUCCACAUUUCACUUAGUACAAAUAUGAAUGUUUUCCCCUCCUUUUUGUUACAGUGAUUCUUAAAUGUACUUGGUAAUUUUAUAAACCCUUGUAAUAAACUAUAAUGUGAAAAUCAA